Metarhizium brunneum ARSEF 3297 is the source of this 582-nucleotide messenger RNA. It is a transcript of the gene Dctn5, whose product is annotated as Dynactin subunit 5. NCBI's taxonomy places the organism in Eukaryota, Fungi, Ascomycota, Sordariomycetes, Hypocreales, Clavicipitaceae. The record is from RefSeq and is a predicted model, not a curated record. Gene Ontology annotation, cellular component: dynactin complex.
AUGUCGCGCCGUCCAGCAAAAGGCGACUACAUCGAAACCGACACGGGCAACAAGGUCGCCCGCAAGGCCAUCCUCGUGGGCACGCAAAACAUCAUGCUCGGCGGCAAGACAGUCAUCCAGCCCGAGGUCAUGAUCCGCGGCGACCUGGUGCGCACCGCGCCCUCGUCGUCCUCGGCGCCCACGAGCUCCACCGCCGUCGCCAUCGGCCGCUACUGCUUCCUCUCGCGCGGCGUGCUCCUCCGGCCCCCCGGCCGCCUGUACAAGGGCGUCUACACCUACAUGCCCCUCCGGCUGGGCGACCACGUCUUUGUCGGCCAAAACACCGUCGUCCAGGCCGCCACCGUCGGCAACCACGUGUCCAUCGGCCGCGACUGCGCCGUCAACGAGUUCGCCAUUGUCAAGGACUACGUCAAGAUCCUCGACGGCAGCGUCGUGCCCUCCUCCAUGGUCAUCCCUAGCUUCUCCGUCGUCGCCGGCCGCCCGGCCAGGGUCGUCGGCGAGCUGCCCGAGGGCGCCUUGGACGACUUUGAGCUGCGCGACAUGUACAAGACUGUUGGGAACAAUCCGCAGCCGGCUGCGUAG